Messenger RNA from Lactuca saligna, 1005 nucleotides. NCBI's taxonomy places the organism in Eukaryota, Viridiplantae, Streptophyta, Magnoliopsida, Asterales, Asteraceae. The record is from the annotation of a GenBank genome assembly.
AUGGAUGAUACAAUAUCUGUUGGUGACGAUCAUAGUCAUGACCAACAUGAAUAUCCUAUAGAUUAUGCGGACCAUGAUGAAGAAUUUGGGUUGGCUGAUCAUGAUUCUCUACAUAAUAUCGAUUUUGAUAUAGGCUAUAAUAGCAAUCUAAAUCUAGUUGAGGAUCCAUUAGAACACGUUCAAAAUCAUAUCGAUGUCAAUUCCGUGUAUCAUUUCGGUGAAAGUAGCAGUCAUAACCAAGAUGCUAAAAACGAAAACGAGUUCAUUGAUGAUGAGGCAGAUGAUACUAUAGUCGAUGAUAAUAUUGAUUUACAGAAAGAACAAUCACAUGUUACACAUGAUUAUGUUUCUCCUGGUGGCUCACCUUAUUGGAUUCCUAUUGUUUCAGACCACAUCAAACCUAAAAUCAACUCAACAGUUGACUCAUAUGGUGCAACAUUAUCAAUGUAUAAAGAUUAUGCAUCAGAAGUAGGUUUUGAUGUCAGGCUUGGAACAAUUAGAACAACCAAAUUUGGCAUUAUCACACAACAACAUUUGCUAUGCAAUCGGGAAGGUAUACCAAGAACCGCUAAAGUGGAUACUGUAGACACUCAACAUAGUAAGAUUCAAAGAAGGAAAGACUCAUUUAGGUGUGAAUGCAAAGAAAAAAUUGUUUUUAUUCUACUACAUGGUACAAAUAAAUAUACUGUUGAUGAUUUUGUCGAACAACAUACUCAUGAGUUGUUUGGUAAGGACAACAUGUUUUUAUCUCUAAAGAAGAAAAUUGAUUAUUCUCAGGAGAUGUUUAUUCACAACUUGUCAAAGCAAAAUAGUGGUGCCUUAAUAGCACACAGAUUGUAUACAGGACUUCAGGGUGGGUCUGACGUUCGAGGUGGUUUAAUUUUCGAUUUCAACAACAGGACGAGAAAUCUGAAUUCUUACACAGGUUUUAGGGAUGCAAAAUUCCUUGUAGCCAAGAUGCUAGAAAGGAAAAAUAAAUAUCCCUACUUUUUCUUUCGAGUUUAA